CAAUACUCCCGCACUAUUUACUUUUAAGAACAGACAAAAUAAGUACCACAACGUGUAGUAGGAACGAUGGUUCUUUAGGGAGUGCUGGUUGCCAGGGUCGCACUCGCCAAGGUUGGUACCGGCGGUAUAAAACCUAAUCCACGGGGUACUGGGGGGCAGUAGUUGGUGAUUAGUUGCUGUUAGGGCAUUGUUAAUUUAAAAAAAAAAUCAAAAUGAAAUUUUUUGUUGUCCUAUCAGCAGUGCUAGGCCUAGCUCUUGGCCAAGGCUACAAAGGUGAUCCGAGAACAGCCGCCAUCGUAGCCGAGCAAAGAUAUCUAGGCGGAGACGGCCGAUUCGGCGCUACCUACACACAAGAAGACGGAGUAAAUUUCAAGGAAGAAAGUGAAGCCGAUGGCACUCGCAGAGGAAGCUAUUCCUACGUUGAUCCCAAUGGCCAAAGACACACCAUCAGCUAUACUGCAGGCAAACACGGUUUCAUGGCAACAGGCGAUGGUAUUCCUCAACCAUUGCCAACCACCUUGCCUGUAGCUCCCCAGCCUCAAUACCAACCGCUACCUCAAUACAACGCUCCAGACUACCAACCACCACAACAGCAAUACAGGCCCCAGGCUCAACCACAAUACCAACCUCAGCCACAAUACCAACCACAGCCCCAAUAUCAGCCACAGCCUCAAUACCGACCACAACCACAACCAAAACCACAAUACUCGACCACUCCAGCUCCUCACAGGUUCUAUCCACCAGGAAAAUUGUCUCUUAACAGAUCUCCUGAUGGUUACAGUUACACUUUCAAUCAAGCUUAAGCUAACUGUUUUUUUUUUCUGUGACUAUUUUGUAUUAUAAUUUUUUUUUCUGUAUAUUGUUGUUUGUAUACUAAUGUGAGGCUUUCUGAGACUGAACUGAGGUAUUUUUUUUUGUGUGUAAAUGUGAAAUAAAAGUGUUUGAACACGAUG
This is a messenger RNA of Ceutorhynchus assimilis (cabbage seed weevil), 953 nucleotides long. The record is from the annotation of a GenBank genome assembly. NCBI's taxonomy places the organism in Eukaryota, Metazoa, Arthropoda, Insecta, Coleoptera, Curculionidae.